Loxodonta africana (African savanna elephant) is the source of this 1518-nucleotide messenger RNA. RefSeq names its product cytochrome P450 4A11-like. The record is from RefSeq and is a predicted model, not a curated record. Gene Ontology annotation, molecular function: heme binding; monooxygenase activity; iron ion binding. NCBI's taxonomy places the organism in Eukaryota, Metazoa, Chordata, Mammalia, Proboscidea, Elephantidae.
AUGAGUGUCUCUGUGCUGAGCCCCACUGGACUCCGAGGCAGUAUGUCUGGGCUCUUCAAAGCAGCCUCCCUGCUUGGCCUGGCUCUGCUAUUGCUCAAGGCAGCCCAGCUCUAUCUGCGCAGGCGUUGGUUACUCAAAGCCCUACAGCAUUUCCUGUCACCUCCCUCACACUGGCUGUGUGGGCACAAGCAUGAGUUCCAAAAGGAUCAGGAGCUACAACAGUUGCUGAAAUGGGUAGAAAAAUUUCCGUGCGCCUGUCCUCAAUGGCUAUGGGGGAGCAUGGCUGUCUACGCUGACUAGAUGAAGGUGAUUCUGGGGAGAUCAGACCCAAAGCUUCAUGAUGGCUACAGAUACCUGGCCCCCUGGAUUGGGUAUGGUUUACUUCUGUUGAAUGGGCAGACAUGGCUCCAGCACCGGCGGAUGUUGACUCCAGCCUUCCACUACGACAUCCUGAAGCCUUACAUUGGGCUCAUGGCUGACUCAGUCCAAGUUAUGCUGGACAAGUGGGAAAAGCUUAUAACCCAGGACCCCUAUGUGGAGCUCUUUGAACAUGUCUCCUUGAUGACCCUGGACACCAUUAGGAAGUGCGCCUUCAGCUAUCAGGGCAGCUUCCAGUUGGACAGGAACACCAGCUCCUACAUCCAGGCUGUUGGGAACCGGAACAAGUUAUUGUUUCCACGCUUGAGGAAUGCCUUCUACCAGAGUGACUUCAUCUGCAGGCUGACCCCUGAUGGCCGCUUGACACUCCAUGCCUGCCAGGUCGCACAUCAGCACACAGAUCAAGUGAUCAAGCUGAGGAAGGCUGGUCUGCAGGAGGAAGGAGAGUUGGAAAAGAUAAGGAGGAAGAGACACUUGGAUUUCCUGGACACCCUCUUGUGUGCAAAAAUGGAGAACAGAAACAGCCUGUCUGACCAGGACCUUCAAGCUGAAGUAACAUUCAUGUUCAAGGGCCAUGAGACCACAGCCAGUGGUAUUUCCUGGAUUCUCUUUGCCCUGGCCACGCACCCUAAACAUCAGCAGAAAUGUCGGGAGGAAAUCCAGAGCUUCCUGAGGGAUCGAGCCUUCAUCACAUGGGACCACCUGGGCCAUAUGCCCUAUACCACCGUGUGUGUCAACAAGGCUCUGCGACUGUACCCUCCUGUGCCAAGCGUUGGCAGGGUUCUCAGCAAGCCCAUCCCCUUCCCGGAUGGAUGUUCCUUACCCAAAGGAAUCAGAGUCUCACUGAACUUUUAUGCCCUUCACCACAGCCUGAAGGUGUGGUGGAACCCCGAGGUGUUUGAUCCUCCCAGGUUUGAGCCAGGCUCUGCUUAACAUAGCCACUCCUUCCUGCCCUUCUCAGAAGGAUCAAGGAACUGCAUUGGGAAGCAGUUUGCCAUGAACAAGCUGAAGGUGGCCAUAGCCCUGACCCUGCUCCAUUUUGAGCUGUCACUGGAUCCCACCAGGGUUCCGAUCCCUGUUCCAGAAAUUGUGUUGAAGUCCAAGAAUGGGAUCUACCUGCACCUGAAGAAGCUCCUCUAA